Molecule: messenger RNA, 594 nt
Organism: Saprolegnia parasitica CBS 223.65
Lineage: Eukaryota; Oomycota; Saprolegniomycetes; Saprolegniales; Saprolegniaceae
Exons: 1
Coding region: 1-594 (197 amino acids)
Source: RefSeq, a predicted model, not a curated record
AUGGAUACCUUUGUGUGCUGCUUCAACGGGUGUGCGAUUUCGCCACUGCCUGGCCAAGCCAAGUGCUCGGUCCACAAAAGCCGGGGCAUGUGCAGUAUCAAAGCCUGUGCCAACCAAGUGUACGCCCGCAGGCUCUGCGUUCGCCAUGGUGGCCGUCACCGCUGCCUCUACCCGGGUUGCACCACCUCGGCGCGCGUCGGCGGCUACUGCUCGCGCCACGGUAGCGUCAAAAUCAAGAAACUGUGCACCGUCGAAGGCUGUGGCAGCAAGGUCAACCGCAACGGCCGCUGCGUCCGUCACGGCGGUCGCCGCCAGUGCAAGGUGUCGGACUGCGUGACGCACGCCCGCAGCGGUGGCUACUGCAGCCGGCACGCAAAAGCUAUCGACAGGGACGAGACAGAGCGGCGCGCCGAUGACCGGUGGUCGCUCGACGACACCGAGUCGAUGGACAAGCUGCUCUACGCGGACUAUGGCGGCAUGCUUCCACCAAUAUCAAACGAGAGCGCGUCGACGCGCGGCGACAUCUGCCGAGGCAACGACCUCGAUGCAUCGAUUCUGGCGUGCUUGUUUCAAGACAACCUCGUCACGCCGUGA